GCAGCGAGGAGGGUGGAGAGGAGAAAGAAGGGAGGAGGGUACCGGAGAAGGGACCGGGGCGCGGGGAGGUGGCAGGCCCGGCCCGGUCGCUGCGCCCUCCCGGGGCGGCUCCUCGGCCAGCCGGUCCCCGCCGCGCCUGCAGCGGGAGCCCGCCCGCGUCCUGCCCGCCCGGCGCCUCCGCUCCCGGGCUCCGGGUCCCCGCUCCGCGCCGGGAGAGAUGAGUGCGGCCGCGGCGCCCGAGCGCGGCUGGAAGAGCGAGAAAGUGGACGAGGCACAGGCCCUGGCGCGGAGCUGCGCCGCCCGCAGACCCGACUUCCAGCCGUGCGACGGGCUGUCCAUCUGUGCCACGCACAGCCACGGCAAGUGCUUCAAGCUGCACUGGUGCUGUCACCUGGGAUGGUGUCACUGCAAAUAUGUAUAUCAGCCUAUGACCCCCGUGGAGCAGCUCCCAAGCACGGAGAUCCCCACAAGGCCGAGAGAGCCCACCAACACCAUUCAGAUCUCAGUCUCUCUCACUGAACACUUUUUGAAAUUUGCAUCUGUCUUCCAGCCGCCGCUUCCCCCUGACUCACCAAGGUACUGUAUGAUUUCCGAUCUCUUCAUUGACAACUAUCAGGUCAAAUGCAUCAAUGGGAAGAUGUGCUAUGUGCAGAAGCAGCCGGUGCCCCAUUCCCAGAAGAUGAGCCCUGAGGAGGUCUCUGCACAUGAUGCCUUAAUUUCUAAAGAGAGUGAGACUCCGAAACUGGGUCACUGCUCCUCCCCUUCCAGUUCCGAGGACUCGGGGAUCAAUGCAAUUGGGGCUCACUAUGUGGAAUCCUGUGACGAGGACACAGAAGAAGGGGCAGAACUGAGUUCCGAGGAAGAUUACAGCCCUGAGAGCAGCUGGGAACCCGACGAGUGCACCCUUCUCUCCCCGUCACAGUCUGACCUGGAAGUGAUCGAAACCAUGGAAACCACUGUGUAGUCAGCUGGGAACCACGGCCAGGAUCCACCCUGAGCUUCUGGACUUUGAUUUGAUUCUUUUCCAAUACUCUUGGCAUUUUCCAAGCCCUAUUACCAACAAUAGCAGUCCAGGGGGGCUGCUAAUUAGUGUUAAAAUUACCUUGUAACCAGGACAUUGUUUUUUUUUCUUUUAAAUGUAUCUUGCUUUCUUUGUAGCAUCUGGUGUCGUAGCUGUGACCCAGCCUUAAUUUCACUGAGAACUUUGAGCGUGCUGGUGACCACAGAAUAUCAUAGGUCGCAUGGAGGAGCUCCCCAGAGUGGAGGUGCCCAUACUUUACCCAUAGCCCAUCAUUUGUGGCAAAGGCUCUGCUCUUGGGUAUGUCAUGUGACACCUCUGUUCUGUUGGUCUCCGGUGGGGGAGCAGCUCACUUCAGCCAACAUGUUCCUUCCCUUCCUCCUCCUGCCUGCCACCCAUACUGGCUCAGGUCAAGAGUAGCCUUGGAGCUACUUCUAGGAGGCCCUUGGAGGUCCCCUGGGCCCCUGGUGAUGGCCAUGUCACAGCUUCUGUGACUGUGAGGAGAGAUGGGCCUCUCCGAUCUGUGUCUAGUCCAGCUUUUGUGCAGCAGGGUGGUGGGAUUCGGGAUGGCUCAGACCAGGUUCUCACCACAAAGGGGACACAUUGAAUUACAGGACACAAGCCAUGGCUCAUGGCACCCACGAGGCUCUUGGAAGCAGGGGAGGAAAGGUGGACUUGGCCUGGGCUAGCUGAGAAAGUUGCUACAAUGUCUGAGCCGGCCCGGGUGGGUUCACAGCAUCCACUGCCCUUCCUGAUUAGUUUUCCAGGUCAGGGAGAAGCAUUUAUGUUUUGUAGGUAUUAUAUUUAGGAGGCAGCACAUCUGACAUCUUAAGAAAAAAACCACAAUAGUUUUAGUUAGCAUGGAAAUGCUAAAAGACAAGUCCUUUAGGGAUUAGGAAUGAAUCUAAUAGGUUUGGUUAAUUCUGCUUCGUUUGGUUGUAUGAAGCAUUAGAAUGGCUUAGAUGAGAAAUGGACUAGAAUUUUGUACGAUGCAUGGAUUUUAUGCAAAUGCAAAAACAGUUGAAGUAGCUCACUGCUGAGUCAGGAAGAUGUUUUAUGUAACACUUCUUCACUUUACUGAGCUGGAGUCCACACACAUUGUGUGUGUUCUUUCACACAGCUCACUGCUGAGUCAGGAAGAUGUUUUAUGUAACACUUCUUCAUUUUACUAAGCUGGAGUCCACACCAUUGUGUGUGUUCUUCCACACACACAAAAUAGUGAGUAAUUCUUUCUUACGUAGAUUUCUUCAAAACUCUGUUCCUAAUUUGGUAUAUACCGGGUGUUCUCACGUGAUCUUAUUACCUGCUGUUUUCUUAACUCUGUGAAGCACAGUACAAAUCUGGGAGCUUUAACAUAUGCGAGCAGAGUCACACUCCUGCAGGGAGGUGGCGGCUCAGACCCUGGCUGUCUAGGCAGGUGCCGUGGCCUCAUGGCCUGAUGCUGCCAGCAUCUCGCAAUCCCUCCUCCCUCUGAUUAGUGUGAACCCAAAGGAAGGAGAGGCUCGCCAUGCUCCUGAAUUUGGGGUUCUUCACUACGUUCUGGAGGAAGAAUCUGCUUUCCCAACUGGUUAUGGAGUCCCAGUGAUUAGCCACUAGAACCUUCUUCAGGCUGACAAGCCCAAAACGCCCACAGUGUUCAGAAGGCAGGAUAUGUGGCUUCCUUUGAAAAGCAUUAGUUAAAACUUCCUGUGCUAGAGAAGGUAGCAGAAAGUCCCCACAAACCGGGAAGGAGCAGCAGGCACAGGGGAGGGCAGGAGGGAGCAACCAUGACUUGGUGAGGGUCAUGCUCCCGACCUGGGAUGGCCUGGGACCAUCUGGCAAGCCCAGCCUGAGGUUUGUGAUGCCUCACUGGCAUGGAAACCAAAUACCAUGAGCCACAUCUCCCUCAUCCUGCACUCGGAGCUGUGGAGGCAGCACCGGGGCCAUCUUCAAACGUGUGGUGGACGAUCUCCUCAGAGCCCCGGGAGAGGCAGGCACACGGCAGCCAGUGCUCCAUCCCCACACCCUUCUGAUACUUUCCGGUGGGCUCACUGCCAUGAGAACUAAACUAACUGGAGUUGUAGCCUGGGCUCCAAGGCCAUGAAAACACGUGGUCUGCGCCCCAGCUCUGGAGCUGGGCCGGGAGCUUGGCUUGGGCCCUUGAUCAGUAACAUCUGUGACUUUUGCCCAGGGUUCUUUUUCUUCCUCCUCCUCCUUUUUGUAUUUUUUUUUUCGAGACAGGGUUUCCCUGUGUAACUUUGGAGCCUGUCCUGGAACUAGCUCUUGUAGACCACGCUGGUCUUGAACUCACAGAGAUCCACCUGUCUCUGCCUCCCGAGUGCUGGGAUUAAAGGCGUGCGACACCACCGCCAGGCUCAGGGUCCUUUUUUCUAAAACCCCAAACUGCCACUCAGAUCUGCCACAAUUGUGACAGAACUUUUGAUUUUAAUAACAAUUGAUGAUCACAUUAAAUAUUUGCAUACUCUUUAUAAUUAAACUCUCUAAGCUGCACUUGCUGUUUUAUAAAAUUGGACACAUUCCCCUGCAUUCUUGGAUCUCAAAACAGCCUUUUCUAAAUGAGCACAAACAAGAGAGGUUUUUGGUUUUGUUCUCCUGAUACUGUUCAUACCAGUAACUGUCUAAAAUCCAACUAAGUCAGAAUUACUUCCCUAUGCUUGCACUCUGAAAUCAGCGAAAAGAGUAUUAAAGAUGUAUAGCUCAACUUCAGUUGUAGGCCUAUUCUGUUCUAUAGUCUAUGAAAGGAUUCCUCUAUAAUCCUGGUAUUAGAGUGCUGAUUUGUAUACUUGUAUUCAUAGGCACUUUAGAAAUACUUAGAUGUAAUAUGCCCUGUCGACAGUAAGCACUGUCGUGUCAAAUAGGCUUUUGACUAACACUGUACAGAGAGAGACGGAAGCUUGCAGGCUGGACCUUUAGGGGGCGAGGCUUGGGCCAUGUGGAUGGGCUUCUGCGGGAAACUGGCACUGUUGCUACUUUUUUGAAAGGUCGUUAGGUAUACUAACAUACUCCCACUAAAUGUGGAAUAUAGUUUUCUUACCUAACCAAGAUUUUAAGUUUCAGGUGUGUCCGUAACAAAGCAACUAAAGUUCUUUUAGGGAUAACUAUUUGAUAUCUUUAAAAAAAAUAAGGCUUUACUUUAAAAUCUGCGUAUUUUUUACCUUGUAACAUUUAAGGUAUAAACUGAGAAUCUGAGGGCAACCCUGAAGAGAAGCAGUUGCUUUCCUGGGAGACACACCUCAAGGCGACACAGUACUGAACAGAGUAAAGCCAAGUCUGUGUCCCAGCCCAACACAAUGAAAUACAAUACAGAACAGACUGAAACUGGAGUCACCGUUCCCAACACCACACCACACCACACAACAUAGCAUAACACUACACGGAAUAGAAUAAAACUAGAGUCACCGUUCACAACACACAGCACAACACAGCAUAAUACUACAUGGAAUAGACUAAAACUGGAGCCACAGUGUCCCAACACAGCACAACACAAUGUAAUACAGUACAGAGCCAGUGUCCCAACAGGCCACAAUACAAUAUAAUACAAGACAACAUACAAUGCAGUGCAACACAAUGUAAAACCUGAGCCAUGGUGGUUUUCUGACAACUCCUUGGGAUCUGAUGUCUCUUGGGAAUACUUUCACUUCUUAACUCCCGGCUUGUCUAUUUGAAUUAUGUUCUUCUGGGGUGGAUCAGAAUAAAUGCUUCUUAUGCAAAUUUGGUUGCAACCAGAGACUUUAGGAAGUCAGAAUAACCAUAUGAGCCUGCAGUGUAGAUACUGCCACAUAAGAAAAAGCACACGUUUAAUACUGCUCAUGUCAUCUGCUCCUGAUUGUCCCCGAGCCCUAUUUGCACAAUUCUAUUGUCAUGUUUUAGCUUUUUACUUGAGGAAAACUUUUCUCUUUCCUUCCCCUUUGUCGAGCGGUGCUGAGAGUCUGAACAGUGGACUGUGGGGCUUCGUGGGGAGUAUGUCACUGCGCUCCCCAUGGAGGGGCAGGUGGGAGAUGAGGGGGGCGCUACUCACCUUUUCUGUACCACACAGCCCUGAACGACAUCGUAAACCUCAGUAUAAACACAAGGACAUUUCCAAAAUGAAAUUGUUUCCAAAUCUGACCUUGUCGGGACUAUGGCGGCUGAGCAUGGGUGUGCGCGGGUGUGUGCACGGGUGCGGUCCGUGGAGGAGCUGCGUGCUGCCCAGGGUGAAGUGGCUGGAGGCCUGUCUGGGGUUUGAAUGGCGCUCCAGGCCACUGUAUUUGCACAUGUGUUGAGGCUGUCCAUACCUUGCAGUAGUCAUGUGCUGUGCUGGGCUCUUUUGAACCUGUUUUAAAGUUUAAGCACAAUGUUGACCCUUCUGUAAUUUCCUAAAAUUAUAUUCUGUUUUCCUAAGACUGCUCAACUUUAGGAAAAUACUGCUGUACAAUAAAUGUGGUUUUCUUUUGUACUAGAA
This is a messenger RNA of Mesocricetus auratus (golden hamster), 5459 nucleotides long. It is a transcript of the gene CUNH3orf70, whose product is annotated as chromosome unknown C3orf70 homolog. The coding region runs from base 218 to 964 and encodes 248 amino acids. The transcript has 2 exons. The record is from RefSeq and is a predicted model, not a curated record. Lineage: Eukaryota; Metazoa; Chordata; Mammalia; Rodentia; Cricetidae.